GUAGACGCGCUACGCUGUGACGUCAGCACAAGAUGGCUGCUCCCUGAAGACUUUCUUCUCCUAAAUGUUUGCCCGUCGCUCGUGUCAGGCUCAGAGUUAAAGACUCGGCCUUUCUCCAACCAUGUUCUCCUUCAGAGGCUGUAGUCGCUGGGUCGCGGUUUCACUCACCAAACAGCACCAUCCAUCUUCCCGGUUCAGCGGUGACAGCGCGGCCCCCUGGACUCCGCGCUUCGACGUGGUAGUCAUCGGCGGAGGACAUGCGGGGACCGAAGCCGCUGCCGCCGCCGCUCGGUGCGGCUCCCGGACUCUGCUGCUCACGCACCGAGUGGACACCAUCGGUCAGAUGUCCUGUAAUCCUUCCUUUGGUGGCAUUGGAAAGGGGCAUUUAAUGAGAGAAGUUGAUGCCUUGGAUGGCCUUUGUUCUCGAAUCUGUGACCAGUCUGGUGUACAUUACAAAGUAUUAAACCGGCGCAAGGGACCAGCUGUUUGGGGUCUGAGAGCUCAAAUUGAUAGGAAACUUUAUAAACAGAACAUGCAGAAAGAAAUCCUAAAUACACCGCUGCUUACUGUUCAGGAGGGAGCUGCAGAAGAUCUCAUUCUUACAGAACCAGAGCCUGAGCACACAGGGAAAUACCGCGUCAGUGGUGUUGUUUUGGUGGAUGGAAGUACAGUGUAUGCGGAGAGUGUGGUUCUAACUACUGGGACGUUUCUGAGAGGCAUGAUUGUAAUUGGAUUGGAGAUGCAUCCAGCAGGACGUUUAGGGGAUCAGCCUUCCAUAGGGUUGGCUCAGACUCUGGAGAAGUUGGGGUUUGUGGUGGGAAGAUUGAAGACUGGGACUCCGCCCCGGAUCGCCAAAGAAUCAAUUAAUUUCAGCAUUCUAAACAAGCGGACACCAGAUAAUCCAUCCAUACCGUUCAGCUUUAUCAAUGAGACAGUGUGGAUCAAGCCAGAAGAUCAGCUGCCAUGUUACUUGACUCACACCAACCCUCAGGUGGAUGAGAUUGUCCUUGAGAACCUUCACCUUAACUGUCACGUUAAGGAAACUACAAAAGGACCCCGAUACUGUCCCUCCAUUGAAUCAAAGGUUUUGCGUUUUCCAAACCGUCUACAUCAGGUUUGGUUGGAACCUGAAGGAAUGGAUUCUGACCUCAUCUACCCGCAAGGGUUAUCUGUGACACUGCCAGCUGAAUUACAAGAGAAAAUGAUCACAUGCAUCAGAGGCUUGGAGAAAGCUAAAAUGAUUCAGCCAGGCUAUGGUGUUCAGUAUGAUUACUUGGACCCCCGUCAGAUCACUCCUUCUCUCGAGACUCAUUUGGUGCAGCGGCUCUUCUUUGCUGGACAGAUAAAUGGCACUACUGGUUAUGAGGAAGCUGCAGCUCAAGGUGUGAUAGCUGGAAUCAAUGCAAGUCUUCGGGUCAGACACAAGCCUCCUUUUGUCAUUAGCCGAACAGAAGGCUACAUAGGAGUCUUGAUUGAUGACCUCACCACGCUGGGUACCAAUGAACCAUACCGCAUGUUUACCAGCCGAGCUGAGUUCCGCUUGUCACUGCGUCCUGAUAACGCCGACAGCAGGCUCACGUUCCGAGGGUACAAGGAAGCUGGUUGUGUGUCCCAACAACGAUAUGAAAGAGCUACUUGGAUGAAGUCUUCUUUAGAAGAAGGCAUUUCUGUGCUAAAAUCCAUUGAGUUUCCAAGUUCUAAAUGGAAAAACUUAAUCCCAGAGGCUUCUAUAAGUAUUGGUAAAAGUCUACCUCUCAGAGCUCUCGAUGUUCUGAAGUAUGAGGAAGUUGACAUAGAGUUGUUGGCCAAGGCUGUUCCAGAGCCCUUGAAGAAGUACACCAAAUGUAGAGAGCUAGCCGAAAGACUGAAAAUAGAAGCCACAUAUGAAUCAGUAUUGCUCCAUCAGCAACAAGAAAUAAAAGAAGUUCAGCGAGAUGAAGCUCUCCAACUGCCAAAAGACCUAGAUUAUUUGACUCUCAGGGAUGUGUCUUUGUCCCAUGAAGUUCGAGAGAAGCUACAUUUCAGUCGCCCACAGACGAUUGGGGCUGCCAGUCGUAUACCUGGAGUGACACCUGCUGCCAUCAUCAAUCUGCUCAGAUUUGUGAAGACCACUCAGCAAAGACAGGCAGCUAUGGAUAGAUUGCCCAAAACUGAUCAGCAUUUAUGUAAUACAGACAAACUUGAAGGUAGACAGUUAUAGCUUUCUAUUCAUAGAAGACUUGUAA
Messenger RNA from Lipotes vexillifer (Yangtze River dolphin), 2225 nucleotides. It is a transcript of the gene MTO1, whose product is annotated as mitochondrial tRNA translation optimization 1. The record is from RefSeq and is a predicted model, not a curated record. The transcript has 12 exons. Gene Ontology annotation, biological process: tRNA wobble uridine modification; tRNA methylation. Gene Ontology annotation, molecular function: flavin adenine dinucleotide binding. Gene Ontology annotation, cellular component: cytosol. The coding region runs from base 122 to 2200 and encodes 692 amino acids. Lineage: Eukaryota; Metazoa; Chordata; Mammalia; Artiodactyla; Lipotidae.